Molecule: messenger RNA, 1290 nt
Organism: Chenopodium quinoa (quinoa)
Lineage: Eukaryota; Viridiplantae; Streptophyta; Magnoliopsida; Caryophyllales; Amaranthaceae
Product: serine/threonine-protein kinase WNK8-like
Exons: 1
Coding region: 1-1290 (429 amino acids)
Biological process (GO): intracellular signal transduction; protein phosphorylation
Cellular component (GO): cytoplasm
Molecular function (GO): protein serine/threonine kinase activity; ATP binding
Source: RefSeq, a predicted model, not a curated record
AUGGCAUCUUCGAGUUCAAUCGAAUGGAGGAUUGUGGAAAGGGAUGAGGAAAGAAAACUCUCAAGGUCCAACAAACCCCUAGGAAGCGGCUCCUUUAAAAAAGUUUACUUGGGGUUCGAUGAGGUUAAAGGCAUUGAAAUAGCUUGGGGUAAGAUACCAUUUACACGGCAAAUAAAGAAGUCUAAGAGAUGUGCUGAAGCUGAAUUAUCGAUGUCAUUAGAGCACGAAAACAUAAUUAAAUGCUACGAUCAUUGGUUAGAUAAACCCAAUAAAGUCGUGAACAUGAUUACUGAGUAUUGUUCUUCGGGGGACUUGAGACACUACAUUUUAGAACAUAAUCUUGUUGCUAAUACAGUGAUGAUCAAGAAUUGGUGUAGACAGAUUUUAAGCGCGUUACAUUAUAUUCAUACUCGUGAUCAGCCUGUUUGUCACCUUGAUGUUAAGUGUGCUAACAUAUUUGUUGAUGGUAAAACGGGCACGAUUAAAUUAGGAGACUUUGGAAUUGCAAAGGCGUAUAAUCAAGAAUUGGUUAUAGCUGACAUAAAGAAGUUUGGGGCUACAGUAGCAGAGAUGGCGGAUAGGAGAUUACUACUAUGCGGUGAGGUCAGGUUGGGUGGCAUGGUAUUUGGCGGUGGUGGACCCGAAUUUUUUUCCCAUCCGAUGGCUUACAACUUGUCUGUGCUAGCCGGGGUGAAAAACAAAGAAAUUGCGCGAUUUAGUAAUAAGUGUCUCCCUCCUGCUCCAAGAACCACGGCAUUGGAACUUUUAGAGGACUCAUUUCUUGCAGUCGAUGUUACAGAAACAUCGGCUGCUAGUACUAGUACUGCUGCUGGUAAUCUGAGUCUGAGAAAAUCUGUGCGAGAUCAGGUGGCUGAACUACUGCAGCCGCCUGCAGAAGUACUGAAGGACUUUGACAGUAGAAAUAAGAAAUUCAGGUUACAGGGGAAAAUGUCAGAGGAUGUAUUGAUAUCUAUUACUCUGAGGAGUAUUACUGAUGGCAAUGAUUCGGUUAGAAUGAUGUAUUUUGAGUUCUUGCUUGGAGUCGAUACAAUUCCUGACAUCAUGGCGGAUAUUGCAGUAGAGUUUGACUUGUCUGCUGAAGUAAUCGCGGUGGUUUCUGAGAAUUUGGAACAACUAAUAACAGAAUUUCAGCCUCAUGACAGUAACACACCUUCAAUUUCCAAGGAACAGCAGACGCAAGACGGAAGAUCUGAGGAUAAUAGAAGAAGAGGCAUCAGGAAAUUGAAGCUGUUAUCAUUUUUAUGCUGCACUAAACCCAGAUCAAUUUGA